AUGCCAAGAAAUUAUGCAGAACAUUUGAAGAAUUCCAUAUGUUUAUCAGGUCUCAUAUCAAAUGAUCCGAUUGAAAGUGGACAACCGAAUAAUAAAUCACGGCUUGGUUAUCCUAGUAUGAAAUCUGUGCAAGAGAGUAGUUUGAAUGAGAAACCUGAUCAUCUUAAUUUAUCUAUCUCAUUUCGUUUUAUACAUAUGAUGAUUCAUGCUGUUUUACUUGCCUUACAUGAACUUGAUUUGUUAGAUGAUUCAGAUUUACCUAAUCAGGGUUGUCUGAAUAGUAAUGAAAAAGUCAUUGAAUUUGAACAACGCAUUGAAAAUAAAUUAAUUAUUCCUCAUAUUGAUUCGAUAACUGAAGAAAUUCGAAAGUAUAAAUUAAAAUAUGAACAAUUUCUUCGACAAAAAGAUGAUCAACCAACAUUGAAUGAUUUAAUCGAUGAACUCUUUGAAGAUGAAAGUCAAUAUCCACUAUUGAACUUUUUCAAUAUAACUAAUAUUCAUAUAGAUAAUCCAAUGGAUGCAUUUCGUGCUAAACUUCGAAUAAUACCAAAUGCUAAUAAAACAUAUCCAAUAACGAUAUUUUUACUUCAACGAUAUGAUGAUUAUGCAAAUAUUCAAUAUCUCUAUCCGAUUGUUAUGUUUACAAAUUAUCUAAUUCAAAAAUUGAAUUAUCGAAUAACACGUAAAAAUGCAACUAAAAAAACAAUUAGUGAAAUAUUAUUCAAUGAUUCAAAUAAAGAGGAAACAGUAAAAUUAUAUGAAGAUUUUAUUCAAGCAUGGUAUAAACUUAACUUUAAAGAAGUUCAUAUAGGCUCUCAGACUAUAACAUUUGAACAUAAGUAUUCAUUGGAAGAUUUUGCAAAAAGAACAGAAAUUUCUAAAUUAUUAUUAAACUCAUCAGGAGAUAAUCAUAGUCUUUUGUUAAUUGCUUGUUUAAAAACUAUUGCAGAAUUACAAAAUGAUAUUGUUAAAUAUUUUCAUGAAAUUAUGAAUUCGAAUUCAAUGAAUAAAAAACUUCAACCAUAUGUUGUAUCACUACAAGCUGUUCAACAGAAACAUCUUCUUUGUUUUGAUAAAGAUUUUAUUAGUAGAAAAUUGAUUGAUGAUGGAUCUAUUAUAAACUAUGAUUAUGGAAAAGGUAAAGAUAUUAUUUAUGAUUAUGAAGAAAUUGAAUUUAUGCUUCGUGACAAAAUUUGUUGUCUGCCAUUAAUUGAUACAGAAAGAUUACAUUUUCUAAAUUAUCAAUUUGAACUCUACGAUGAAAAUACAUCAUUGAUUACUGAUGUUCGAAGACGUAUCGAACAAAAACUAUUGACCGAUAAAGAACGAAUUGAAUUGCAAGAUUUAAUAAAAAAAAAAUCAAAUGAUGAUAUACUUCACUAUCUUGGUUCACUUGAUUAUAUCUUUACAUAUUUGCGUCAUUUUGAUUAUAAAAAUGUACCAAUAUUAACAAUUAAAAAAUUUGUCGAACAAUAUAUUCAUUCAAAAAUGUGUCUUAGUGAUAAUUUACUUGGAGAUCCAAUGCUUUCAAUAAUUGAACUUAAAUAUAUAAUUGACUUGUACGAAUUAAUUGAAGAGAUUGUAUUUGAAAAAAUUCUACGAAAUAAUAUAAAAAAAGAUUUACCUGAAACAUUAUUAGUUUCAGACAAUAAACAAAAUGAUCUCAUCAAUCAAUUUAUUGACAUGACAUCAGGAAAAAUAACAAUAAAUGCUCGUCUGAAAAAUUUAGACUGUUGGAUUAAUAUGCUCAAAAGACUUAUUGUACGUAUUUCCAUGAACACUAAUUUAAGUUUUGAUGUACCUUUACAGCAAUAUGUAAAUCGUUGUGAUGUAUGGACUGUUGAUGUGACUAUCAAUGAUAUUGAAUCCUUUAAAAUUAGUGAUGAUAUUUUAUUACGACAUACAUUUAUCAUUUUGAAAGGAUUAGAAGCAAGACAAAAUGGUCCACCAGUCGAACGACCAAAAAAUGAUGCUAGUCGACAGCCUUGCGUUGAACGACCAAUACUAACGACACCUGUAUGGCUUGCUAAUAACAUAACUAGGAGAAGCUCGCCUGAAGUGAUUGGAGACAAUAAAAAAAAUAACAGAAAGUUACGCGUUUAA
Rotaria sp. Silwood2 is the source of this 2103-nucleotide messenger RNA. Lineage: Eukaryota; Metazoa; Rotifera; Eurotatoria; Philodinida; Philodinidae. The record is from the annotation of a GenBank genome assembly.